AUGUCGCUUAUGGCGUGGGUCGAGCUAGCGUAUAUGGAAAUUGGCAACAAAAGUCACUGUCAAAGCAUGCAGAAUAAGAUUCGUAGGAGGGAUACAAUCAGUGAGCUUCCAGAUGAACUGCUGUUGAAGAUAUUGUCUUUGCUUCCUAGUAAACUUGCCAUAGCCACAGGUGUCCUAUCAAAACGGUGGGGAUCUCUAUGGAAGGAGACGAAGUCAUGGAGGUAUGAUGCUGAAACCUCCCUUGGAGCUAUUCGCAGAUUUACGAUUUUUCUGCACACAAGAUCAAGGAUAGGGAGCCUGCACCUCAGGCUUAACCGAAAUUACCUGAAACCAGACGUCAAGGCUGUGGUUGACAUCGCAGUUAAGCUCUCUUUGAGAGAGCUGAGAAUCGAGAUGGUUUACAAUACCUUCGAGUUGCCUAAAAGCUUAUAUGUAUCUUCAAAACUUGAAACCCUUAUACUAGAGAAACUAGAUCUCAUGGGUGUUCCACUUAAUGUUCGUUUGACCUGCCUCAAACGUCUCCACCUUUUAUCGGUUGACUUCUCAAGUGACCAAUCUGUCAAAGCUCUUCUAAGCAUAUGCCCAAAACUUGAAGAUUUGGUAGUGAGACGAAGCUCCUAUACUAGUAUAUAA
Camelina sativa (false flax) is the source of this 633-nucleotide messenger RNA. Lineage: Eukaryota; Viridiplantae; Streptophyta; Magnoliopsida; Brassicales; Brassicaceae. The record is from RefSeq and is a predicted model, not a curated record.